Messenger RNA from Uloborus diversus, 1642 nucleotides. RefSeq lists its product as uncharacterized. Bases 1 to 1374 code for a protein of 457 amino acids. Gene Ontology annotation, molecular function: ligand-gated sodium channel activity. Gene Ontology annotation, biological process: sodium ion transmembrane transport. Lineage: Eukaryota; Metazoa; Arthropoda; Arachnida; Araneae; Uloboridae. Gene Ontology annotation, cellular component: membrane. The record is from RefSeq and is a predicted model, not a curated record. The transcript is spliced from 12 exons.
AUGUCAAAAGCAGAAUCAGACAAGCUUUCGACAAAAAGUUACGCAGCAAAAGUUCUUCACAAAUCUUUAGUAACUGGUGUCUCAAAUAUAAUUGAAUCAAGCAGCAUUAUCUGCAAGAUUUUUAAAACCACUGUCCUUCUUUUGUGCAUGGUUGGAUUCGUUUAUCAAGUUUACUAUUUUGUGAAGGAUGUUUUGACUUUUCCAUCUGUUGUCAACGUUCGAGUAGAAACAUUAAAAGAAUUUGUAGCACCUGCUUACACUUUUUGCAAUACUAACGGGAUAAAGCGUUCCAAGUAUUGUGAAAAAUAUCCCGAGUUUUGUGAAAAACCAGAAAACAUGACGGAUUUUUGCUUGCAGUACUCCUACUAUUGCAGAGUGAACACCGAAAACUUUACAAUGCCGAUAGAAGAUGCAUAUUAUACUGAAGUUAAUGGAACUGAGGAUGUUUUCAAGGAACUUGGACAAGAUCUAGAAUCAUUCUUGGCGAAUUUGCGAGAUCAUAUGCGAGAAGAUAUUGAAGGCCCAUUUGAAAGAUAUAUGGAACAUGCCGAUAAAAUAUUACAGUGUUACAGCAAGAAUUCUUUGGUUGACAGCAACAAACUUCCUAAAUUAACCAGUAAAACACUAGGUGGUAUCCCAAUUGAUUCAUUUGAGUUUGAUUUGGAGGAGCAUGAAACUUUCAAUCGGAAUGGGAUGCCAGGUGCUUUAUUUGCAUUGCAUUCUCCUUUUGUAGCAGUUGAUCCUGAUUUAGAUGGCAUUUUGCUCAAACCAGGAAGAUCUUAUAAGAUUCAUCUGUCUAUUGAAGAACAAGUAUCACUUCCAUGGCCCUAUAAAACAGAUUGCGUUAAUUACACUUUAAUAUGGGAAAAUGAAAACAGAACUGGGCCGAGAUCAAAAACGGCUUGCGAAGAAGAAUGCAUUCUGACUCAUUUCCUUACUUGCAUGAACUGCUCUAUGCCGUGGUGGCUCUAUCCUCAUAACGCAACGAUAUGCGAUACUGAUAAUCUAGAGAAUUAUUCUUGCCCUGACAUGAGUGAGCGAUAUGACAAGUACUAUGAUUGCCUUGACGAAUGCAAAGUGGACUGCUCGAAAGUGAAAUAUCAGUAUGAAGUAAAAGAACGGUACAUUGCUUCUAGUGCAUUCAAAGGGUCAAGGAGGAAAAAUCAUCGAUUCACUUAUGUGGACAUUUUUCUAACCGAAAGAGAAAUUGUUACUCUAGAGCACAGACCUCAGUACAAGGAUGUGGAAGUUUACAGCUAUAUUGGGGGAUUCAUGGGGUGUUGGCUUGGAGUUUCAUUGGUGGCUGUAAUUGAUUUUAUUGAAUCCAUAGUCCAUAUCUUAUUCUAUCAUAUGAAGAAAAGAUAUUAUUCAUAAAGAAGUGUCUUCAGUCACAAUCUUACUCCUGUAGCAACAAAUUUCGAGCCAUAAAUGGCUUGGAAUAAUAAGAAGCAACAAAAAACAACUUCUAUCAGUGAGACUAGAUUUAAAAAAAUCAUCUAAAAUAGCUUUAUAGGAAAAUAAAAACAUUCAGCCUUUUCUCGAACGUUUUUGUUUUCUCUGCUUUACUUUUUUUUUUCUUUGUCACUUCAUUUUUUGGAUUUAGUUGGUGGCAAUAUUUAUGUUCUUCUAGUGUAAACAUUAG